ACAAUUCAAACGUGUUUAGACAUGUCUCGUGUACUCUUGUUACUUCUUGUGAUAAAUCUAUCUCAGGUAUCACGGAAUUAUGCCGAUAUUAAUAAGUUGGGUAUUUAUGGAGGCAAAAAUGUCUCAAUCGAGACUGUUCCGUACAUGGUGUCUAUAUUUAUACGCAAAACUGACGGAAAAAAAUACAUGUGCGGAGGCUCUAUCAUCCAUAAGAAGUUUGUACUAACUGCUGCGCAUUGUCUAAGAAACAGUAUCGACCUAUCACUAUCAUGGGGCUACGUCGCUACAGACAACCUAUUCAAUAAAGAGAGGCAGGUUAUUAAAUUUGAAAAGAAGAUUUGUCACAAGAAAUACCUGCCGCAACCAUACUUUUACAACGACAUCUGUAUUCUGAAACUGACCAAACCUUUGAAGUAUGGGCCUAAGAUUGGUCGCGUAACUGUGGCCGAUGAAGGAUUUGAGUUGAAAGAGGGUACUUUGGUAAAUGUUACGGGGUGGGGUGACACAGAAAACAAUGACCCACUGGAGAGUCUUCGCCAAGUGACAAUCCCCAUAGUCCCAAAAGACUUCUGCCCGAUAGCAGACCGCAACAUCUGCGCUGGAACACUAGGCCACGGCACUUGCUAUGGUGACAGCGGCGGGCCUCUAACGUACUACAACAUACAGAUCGGGAUAGUAUCUCACCACCGCGUGGGAGGAAAAUGCUCAGAAGCACACGGAACCAUCUUCACAAGUGUCGCCAUCUACGCCAAAUGGAUUGCGAUGGUCAUAAAGAUGAAUGUCCCCUAAGACAAUGACGAAAGCUGGCCGAACGCUCACGAAACGAAACGCUCGUAGAUAUUUAUCUCUAUCGCUCUUGCGUGCUGGUGUGACAGAGCCAGACUACAUUUCGCGGCGUUUCGUUUCGUUUCGCGUCGCAUAAAUGCCAAUCGGCUAUAGCACCUGUACUUUUAGGUUUUUAAGAGAGCGUAAAUAAAUAAUUUGGAAUUUUUCGGGUAGUUACAACAUUUGACGGUUAACCAACAAAAUACAAAAACCAUUCGGAUCUGCCACUGAGCGACCUGUCUUUAACUUUCUUAUUUGGUCGUAUAAUGUUUUCAUUUACCCA
Leguminivora glycinivorella is the source of this 1108-nucleotide messenger RNA. Its product is annotated as chymotrypsin-2-like. NCBI's taxonomy places the organism in Eukaryota, Metazoa, Arthropoda, Insecta, Lepidoptera, Tortricidae. Gene Ontology annotation, molecular function: serine-type endopeptidase activity. The record is from RefSeq and is a predicted model, not a curated record. Bases 22 to 789 code for a protein of 255 amino acids. The transcript is spliced from 5 exons. Gene Ontology annotation, biological process: proteolysis.